UUACGCCAAGUAUCUCUUGUGGAAGUUGUAGGAUGUACGUUGAACAUAUGUUUCACUGGAUAUUACAUAAUUAUGGAAUGGGAUAACGACUUUGCAAUAUAUCUAACAUAUAUUGUUCUGCUCAUGAAUUUCACCUUCAAUCUUUUCGUAUUUUGUUAUAUAGGUGAACUUGUUGCCGAGCAGUGCAAGAGGGUUAGUGAAAUAUCAUACAUGAUCGAUUGGCAUCAUCUACCAGGAAGGAAAGCUCUGGCUAUUAUAUUAAUGAUUGCGAUGUCCAAUUCAUCAGUUAAACUUACUGCUGGGAAUAUCAUUGAGUUAUCUAUGAGCAGUUUUGGUGAUGUGAUUAAAACAUCAGUUGGCUAUUUAAAUAUGUUACGUACACUAACUACUUAA
Molecule: messenger RNA, 393 nt
Organism: Acromyrmex echinatior (Panamanian leafcutter ant)
Lineage: Eukaryota; Metazoa; Arthropoda; Insecta; Hymenoptera; Formicidae
Product: 4-vinylanisole receptor-like
Biological process (GO): detection of chemical stimulus involved in sensory perception of smell; sensory perception of smell
Cellular component (GO): plasma membrane
Molecular function (GO): odorant binding; olfactory receptor activity
Source: RefSeq, a predicted model, not a curated record